AUGUACGACCUGGAGGACACGACCAGCGGAUUCCACGACGCGCUGAGCAAAUACGGUACCUCAAUGUCCUCGAUGUCGGACCUGUACAUCACCGAUUCGAUGCAGGAUAUGCUCGACAUCGACAUCAAAUCGGAGGUGACGACCGUGGUGGGCGGUGUGAAUGAGUUCGUUUCACUGAUGAACUACGAUCUGCCCUCGCUCGAGCUUGACUCCAACUCCCUCGAUGGGGACAGCUUCUUCAGCAGCACGCUCGGUAUGGCGAGCAACGAUCUCUAUCCGGAGGUGGGAACCUGCGCCAAUCCGAACUACGUGAUGCCCGUACUGUCCUCGGUAUCGUUCCCGAACGGGAGCCUUCUGUCCGGUGCGUCCGCAUCCGCCCCGACGAUCAAUGCCCUGGUCGCUGCCCAGUCGCUGCUCAAGUCACCGAAACAGAACAUUAACCUCAACACGACCGUGCACGGUACGGCCGGGUCCAAUCCGACACUGCCCAGCCCCAAGGAACGAAAAAGCCAUCUUACGUUUUCGCCCAACACGAUCAAGGUGUCCACGGUGCAGGAAUCGAAGAAGAUCUCCAACCUGGCACAGAUCACACGUGUCGGGACUGGUGGUACCAUCUCCUGCACGUCCCUUGCCGCGUCGACUCCGGUCGACAGCGUGCGCAAAGAUCUGUCUUCACAGAUGACGAUCAAGGAGGAAACGAUCAUUGUACGGAAUGGGGUGGUAAAGAGCGCUAGCGAUCACUUCGUCACAAGCGGCAGUAAUGUAACGAUCGGUGAAACGACCGUUGUACAUCGGACGACUUCCACCGGUUCACCGGGGCUUGGAGUGGGACUGGGCAAGGGUAACACCGUCAAGCUGGCUCAUGGCAUCGGAGCACUGACGUUCGCCAACAGUGUACCGUACAAGAACAUCAAGAGCGUACAGAAGGUUAGCAACGGCAUUGGGUUGAACAGUGGCGCGUCCAGCCCGAAAACCUUCAACCGUAGCAUGAUCAUAGAACAGGCGGGUGGUAAACCGGGUGGCAUCGUCACCGUAACGCACGGCGGCUCCCCAACGACAAUGAUCGCCCGACAGAUGCAGCGAGCGAUGACACCGACCGGGCCGAAACAGAAACCGAUCAAGGCGGUUGGUUCGCACGGAGGCGAAAGCGAAUUCCCCAAACCGGCCUAUUCAUACUCGUGUCUGAUCGCGAUGGCACUGAAAAACUCUCGCUCCGGUUCGCUACCGGUGUCGGAAAUUUACAGCUUCAUGUGUGAACACUUCCCGUACUUCAAGACGGCACCGACCGGCUGGAAGAACUCCGUCCGGCACAAUCUGUCGCUGAACAAGUGCUUCGAAAAGAUCGAAAAGCCAGCGAUGAACGGAGGCCAGCGGAAGGGUUGCCUGUGGGCGAUGAACCCGGCCAAGAUUUUGAAGAUGGACGAGGAGGUGCAGAAAUGGUCCCGGAAGGAUCCGCUCGCUAUCCGGCGGGCAAUGGUACAUCCCGAACAUCUGGAAGCACUCGAGCGGGGCGAGAUGAAGCACGGUUCGACCGGUGACGAUGAUCUGGACGUGGAGGAAGAUCUCGAAAGCGACGGAGGACCGUCCGAUGUGGACGCGGAAGAGGUGGACGAAGAGGUCGUGGAUCCGGAGGAGGAGGACGAUGAGGAGGAGGAAGAAGAGGAUGAUGUGGAGCUGAUCGAGCCACAGCACGAAACGAUCGAUGUCGAUGCGGAAAGCUUCAUCAUCAAUACGCCGGAAUCGUUGAUCGACGGGGACGAGGACGGUGGCGAUCCGGUUGAUUUUGAGCUGGAGGUUCCCGACUUUUAUGAAAAUAUUAAUGUAGAUUCUAAGGACAGUACGCUCGCGCUAGAGUUCACGCAGCAGGAUCUUCUAUCGCUGGAAGAUGAAGAUGAAUCGCUUUACAUUAAUCAACUACAGCAGCAACAGCAGCAGCAGCAGACGCGGCUCGGUGCAGUAAGUGUACCGCAGCAGCAACAUCAGCUCCAGCAAACGCAACUCGUAAACCACCAUCACCGUCAGCAGAUACAGCAGCCACCGAUGAAACGGGCAAGGCUCGACAUUAACUACACCAUAUCGCCCUCCUCGAAUGGAACUGCCAGCCUGGUGAAUGUCAUUUCCACCCGCCAACCAACGGUAGUGCACGGUAGCGGCAACAACUCGGUCACCGUGACACCCGUCAACGGUGGUAACGGGGUGAUGAGCUUUCAGCAACACUUUCAACAGCAGCAACUAAGGCAACAGCAACAACACCAGCAAGGAACGAUCCGGCGGAAAGUACCGAUCAUCACACGGUUGGCUUAA
This is a messenger RNA of Anopheles marshallii, 2304 nucleotides long. RefSeq lists its product as uncharacterized. Bases 1 to 2304 code for a protein of 767 amino acids. NCBI's taxonomy places the organism in Eukaryota, Metazoa, Arthropoda, Insecta, Diptera, Culicidae. Gene Ontology annotation, biological process: regulation of transcription by RNA polymerase II. The transcript is spliced from 3 exons. The record is from RefSeq and is a predicted model, not a curated record. Gene Ontology annotation, molecular function: transcription cis-regulatory region binding; DNA-binding transcription factor activity, RNA polymerase II-specific.